Prorocentrum cordatum is the source of this 907-nucleotide messenger RNA. The record is from the annotation of a GenBank genome assembly. Lineage: Eukaryota; Dinophyceae; Prorocentrales; Prorocentraceae.
AGCCGGCCCAGGCUGCUGGCCGAGGCUAACCGCCUGCCGGGCGCCAGUGCGCGCGACCUCCCCGCGGCCCGGGGGGGGGCAUGGCAGCGCGGCUCCUCGGCAAGCUGCGCCCGGGGCUGGCGGCCACGAGCACGAGCGUCGCAGGCCUCGCCAAGCCGCAGCAAUGCCUGGCGGAGGAGCCCGAUUGGGUGGUGGGCGGGCGCUACGAGCUGCUGCGUGAGGCCACCCUCCGCGGCCCCAGCACGGAGAGCGAGGCCAUCGUGGGGAAGCUGCCCGCGAAGCGGCUCGUGCUGCUCCUGGCGCUGCACCGUAGCUCGGUCAGGGCAUCCACCAACGAACUCGUGACCGACGAGGUGGUGCUCGGCUUCUUGGCGGACACGUCUCGCGCGGGCUGGCUGUACGGGUGGGCGCAGCUCUCCGGCCCGGACACGGACCACCGAGGAGGAGCGAUCGCUCUGAGGCAGCGCUGCAGGAGCAGCUGGGAGGUCGGCGGGCGCUACCGCGUGACGGGGAACCUCGCCCUCCGGGAGGGCAUCGAGCUCGACAGCCCGGAAAUGCGCGAGACGCGCAAGGGAGAGGAGGUGUUGGUGCUGACCCUGGGGCUGCACAUGCAGACGCCGUGGCACGACGGCUUCUGCUCCUCGAGCACCUCACCCAGGGGGAGCACCCCUGCCGCGCAGGAGGCGGGCGAGCCCCGCCUGCGGGCGGAGGUCCGCACGGACUCGGGCGAGGUGGGCUGGCUCACCGUGGAGCUCCCGGGCGGCAGCCCGCUGCUGGACCCGCAGAACCUGUACAGCCCAGAGGCCAUACACAACCGGCCGCUCGUGUUCCGCACCCGCCAGAGGACCCGACCCGCCGCGGCACAUCUCAUGGAAGAAGACACAGCCCCGACAUGUGCUUUCGGAGG